CAUGGGUGCCCUGCAAAUGAUUGAUGGACCUUUUUCUUUACCAACUACCGGUACCGGUACCGUCCUCCAGUGCUGUACCGUACCGUACCUUUACUCCACAAUGCACCCACCACCACGAGUGGCCAUCACCUUUUCCCCUUCUCAGAAAUUUCCUUCCCAUGAGGGAGUACCUUUUUAUCGAAAUGCGCACCCAAAUAUGCGCUAGAAGGGAGAAAAGCAGACAUUAUCAACGUAUAAUAGCGCUUCCCGUUCCGUGCCAGCCCAUUUCCAUAAAUAGCCUACGCAUCUCUGCACUGGGGGGAGGUUCCUGGCGUCCCCUUGUUUUCUUUAUCGUUUCCCGGUUAUCCAGGGUUCGUUUGGGGAUCAAUGCGGAUGACACCCUUAUAAAGAUUCGCGUACCCCUCCCUCUCCCUCCCCCUCUCCACAUCGUGCAUGGUGUGCCCGAACUUACCCUACUGCCUGGACUGCCAUUCGAGUACGCAACCCACCGAAACGCAAGCAUUCCCUUCAAGUCUCCGGGAAAGGUCCUCAGAUCCUGACAGUCGUUUCCUCGAUCCAACCAAACAAUUCCGCCCCGUCAUUCUCUCCUUAUAGAAGUACCCUGCUCGAGUAUCUCGCGGAACCGCUGGCUAGAGAUCCGAAUCCCAAGGUAUUAUAAGGAGUAUACGUACUCGGGCCAUUGAGAAGCAUGUCAAUGCCUGUGCGCGAGGUGCCUCAGGCAACCUAUCCCAUAAUUGACGCUACGGCUGGUACUCCGGGGCGUCCCCCCCCUCCGCAUGCAGAUGGUUCGUCCGAGGACGGAGCGUUUCUCUCUGAAAAAUCGCCAGAGCCACGGAAGACGGCAUCGAGCCCAUCGGAUGGAGAGGAAAUCUGUCCACAGCCGGCUAGGAGAGAGGAUAAUUACAGAUUGGAAGAUGACCUUGAGCUCUUACGGGCUGAGAGGGUCGCGAGUUGUGCCUCAGGGAACACUGGUGGCCUGUCGAGAUCGAAAAGUGGUGCACGCAGGUCACGGCCUAGGACAGCAGACCCUGUGGACGACUUUGACAUUAGUAUAAACCCAGUCCACGGUAAUGGCAAGGGGGUCUGGCGACCGCCUAAGAGACCGGCUACGAAGUUUGGAAGGUUUUUGAAAGCGGUUAGAGAUCCUAUCGUGGGGGUGGUCUCAUGAGCUAUCGCUGAUAUGGGGUUAAGAUCCAUGGAUCCUCCAUUCUAGUACGAUAUUUUACGUAUAUUAUCCCCUUGGUGCUGAUCCUGUUAGUGCCUCUGCUCCUGGGGGCACUGGUGUUCAUGGAAGCCACUGUUGGGGAUGUCUAUCUGAUGUGGUUCAUGGUGUGGUUGGAGGUAGUCUGGUUAUCCUUGUGGGCGGGACGGGUGAGUAGCAUUGACGGUUGGGAAACCUGGUAAUGGGGUUUAAAGCUUAUUCUGCCUCCCAGAUUUUGGCUAAAUGUGUCCCUUAUGUCAUGAGUGUCGUCUCAGGUGCAUUCACAAACAACAGCAAGAAGUGGAAAGACAUGGGAUGCAUGUUGGAGGUCCCUGCCACACUCUUCUUUUGGUGGCUAGCCGUGUACGUUUCUUUCUUGCCUACCAUGACAAAUCAUCACAACGACGGCGAUAAGAGCACCCGGUACUGGGAGAGUAGAGCUAACAUCGUCCUCUUGUCACUCUUCAUUGCGAUGAUUUUGAAUCUGUUUGAGAAAAUCAUCAUCCAGCUCAUUGCCAUCUCUUUCCACGAGAGAACCUAUGAAGACCGGAUCGACCUGAACAAGUUUCAAAUUUCUAGUCUUGCGAAGCUCUAUGCGCACUCAAAGGAAGUAGCCAAGGAGCGUGACUUGGACGAGAAGCAGGAAUCAGGAUUGACCUCAGGUGCUAAAACCCCACUGGUCGUGUUGCAGCAGGCAAAGGCUGGUGCCCAGUCCGCCUUCACCAAAGUUGGCGACGUGAUGGGAAAGGUUGCGGGUGAUUUUACUGGGAAGCAGGUUUCCUCGAGCACUUCACCCCAACACGUAGUACUUACGCUACUGUAUACCACGGAAGGAAGCCAAGCGGUUCGCUCCCAAAUACAAACUGUUUGGCCAGGAUCAAGCUGCUAACAUGCCCCGCUGUGCAGUUGGCUCGCCGGCUAUUCCGAACAUUCGUACGCGAAGGGACGGAAGUUGUGCACGCUGAAAACCUCAAGCAGGUGUUUUCCAGCGAAGAGGAGGCCGAGGCAGCAUUCCAAAUGUUCGACCGAGAUCUUAAUGGAGAUAUCUCGUGCGAAGAAAUGGAGAUUGCGUGUGUGGAGAUUGGACGGGAACGGAAAGCAAUCACAGCAAGCUUGAAGGAUCUGGAUAGUGUCGUCAGCAAGCUUGAUGAUGUCUUCACGCUCCUCGUGACAGUCGCCGUCAUUCUUGUCUUCUUAUCUCUGAUAUCGAAGUCCACUGCCGGUAAUACGAUGGCUCUCCGAUAGCUUUAGAAGCAGAACUGAUGAAUUUUUCCCAGGUGUUCUGACUUCUGCGUCAAGUUCCGUGCUUGCCCUCUCAUGGCUGUUCUCUGCUACCGCACAAGAAUUUCUAGCGUCGAUCGUCUUCGUUUUCGUGAAGCAUCCAUUUGAUGUUGGUGACCGAGUAGACGUCUAUAACACUGGUGCCGGAACCGUGGAUACUUUCUUCGUUAAAGAGAUCGCCCUGAUGUAUACCGAAUUCAAGAAAUUGGAAGGGCAUGUGGUGCAAGCACCAAACUCCUUGUUGAACACGCUUUUCAUCCUCAACAUGAGGCGCUCCGGUGCCCUAGCGGAGGUAAUAUGUGCUCUGGUUGGGGGCUUUGGACGGAUCCACUGAUGGUGAUGCGCAGGCCGUUCCAAUUGUUUGUAAAUUUGGCACCUCUCUCGAGCAGAUCGAGGAACUCCGGGAGAGAUUAUUGACCUUUGUCCAGUCUGAGAAUCGGGAGUACCAGGGAAAGAUUAUCACUGAAUUGAGGUGCAUUUCCAACCCAAUGAUCAUGGCAUCAGGCUAACCCGGAGUAGGGAUAUCCCGGAUAUGCACUCUGUCAAACUUAACGUUGUUUUCUUCUACAAAUGUAUGUCCUCUCUGAACCGGGCCAUCCACACCCAUGGGUUAUCACUCGCUUACUUCUCUCUCCAGCAAACUGGCAAAACGAGCUCGUCCGACUCCAACGCCGUAAUAAAUUUAUGUGCGCUUUAAUGGUCAGCAUCGCGGACGUUGGUAUCGAAUCGCCAAACAUGCGCUGGCCCGGUCAAAGGAAAACCUCCCCGGUCUUCUUACAAUCGGUAAACGCAGACCAAAUCCAACAAUCCGUCCUGGAUCGAGAAGGGGGCGCGAGCGAGCAGGGAGGUGAUUACAGGACAUUUGCCCCGCCAGCUGAACCCCACGGAAUCCUAAGAUCCGAGUCUCGAGGCAGCCUGGGCAGGAGCGGCUCUCGGAGCUCCGCCAAAAAGGUGGAUUUCAGUCUCGGGGUGAAGGAUCUGGCCUCGAGUGACGACUCGGGAGAUGUAUUCUAUGAUGGUCGCCGGAAUGUUCCCUCUAUCCAGCUGGUGCGGGUUUUGGAGGAGGAGGAGGAGGAGGGGCAGGGGCAGGAGAGGCGGGAUGAACUUGCCAGGACUACUUCUAGGGACAGCAGCAUUGAUAGGAGCCCUGGGAUUGGCGGAGGCGUGAAUAGGCGCAGAUCUGGCAGUGGCAGCGUGGUCUCCCGCAGGAAUAGGUUUUUUGGAGGGAGGAGUCGGAACAGUAUCGACUUGGAGGGCGGGGAGGGGCCCUCAUCGCCGGUGAGACUGGCCCCUAGGGAUGGGUCUGCUAGGGAUAGUACCGAGAUGGGACGACUGUGA
Messenger RNA from Tuber aestivum (summer truffle), 3820 nucleotides. NCBI's taxonomy places the organism in Eukaryota, Fungi, Ascomycota, Pezizomycetes, Pezizales, Tuberaceae. The record is from the annotation of a GenBank genome assembly.